GAUGUGACGUUACGGACUGAGGAUUUGCGAGCCUCCUUCCUCCAUCUUGUCAUUAACCCCCUCCCCCAUCGAACUACGAGACAACCGGGGGGGAAAGACAAUCUGCUGUCAUCCUUCUCCCAGCAACCCUUCCCCCACCCGAAAACCCGCUCAUCGGAACCCCCUCACCCGGCGCGUCGAGCCCAGUCCGUACUCAAUGAGCUUCCCCCGCAAUGUCCGAGCGGCUGGGGCAGAAUGCAAAAGGAAAGGAUGGCAAGAAGUAUUCGUCCCUCAACCUAUUUGAUACUUACAAGGGAAAGUCCUUAGAGGUGCAGAAACCAGCAGUCACCCCCCGCCAUGGCCUCCAAAGUCUCGGUAAAGUUGUUGUUGCCCGGCGUAUGCCUCCCCCAGCUAAUCUUCCUAGCCUGAAAGCAGAAAACAAAGGGAAUGACCCCAAUGUCUCAUUAGUACCCAAAGACGGAUCAGGAUGGGCAAGCAAGCAGGAUACACAAGAGCCAAAGAGUUCCGAUGUCUCUCCACCAGUGCAGCCGGAGUCGCAGCCGCAGCCGGUUAUGCAGACGCCUGCAUCCAACCAGCCGAAACAUCCCCCAGUUUCACAAGAGCCCCCACCUCCAGUCGCCGCCGUGGUAAAGACCUGGGCACAGGCCAGUGUCACACAUGGGUCACAAGGAGAUGGUGGAAAGGCAUCAAACCAACUGUCGCCAUUCUCUCGCGAGGAAUUUCCAACCCUGCAGGCUGCUGGGGACCAGGACAAAAGUGGGCACGACCCGGACACCUCCGCUGUGUCGUAUGGGCCAGGACCAAGCCUCCGCCCCCAAAAUGCAACAAAUUGGAGGGAUGGGGGUGGGAGGGGGGGAUUGGCUGUGAGCUCCCUUGAUGGUGAAAGCCGAGAGCCACCUUCAGAAACGGGACACCCCCCCAGCUGUGAGGCAGCCCCUCGCCCAGGGCUGCCUCAACCCACACCCCAACAGUUCCCUCAAUAUCGGGGGAUGCUGGCACCAUUUAUGUAUCCUCCAUACUUGCCGUUUCCCCCUCCCUAUGGGCCACAGGGGGCCUUCCGUUUUCAUGGACCAGAUGCCCCAAGGUUCCCACGUCUUGCAGCACCUCGUGUCCCACCAGCAGUUCCCAGAAUGCCUCAGCACUUGAAUCGUCCGUCCAUUUUGAAGCAGGAUGAUCUUAAGGAGUUUGAUGAACUUGAUCAAGAGGCAGAUGAUGGCUGGGCAGGAGCACAUGAAGAGGUUGAUUAUUCAGAAAAGCUAAAAUUUAGUGAUGACGAGGAUGGGAAAGAGACAGAUGAGGAAGAAAAAAGGGAGACUAAAGGUCUCAAUACUGACUUAUCUAUAACACAACCGAAGAAGGUGGAAGAGUCUUCAGAUGUUAGGAAAGGUGCACCUGCAGAGGAGAUGCCCCCACCAGCCAAAGUGGCAUGGACAGAGGGAAACGGAGGCCAAGAGCCUGUAAUGGCAGUUGCUGCUUCUGCACCCCCUCUUCAUAGGACCCAGGCAACCCAAAGAGGCCCACAGCCUGAGCAAAAGGAGAAACCGACAGUGCCCCAGGCAAUGACUUCUCUGGAAGAUGAGGAUGAGGCAUGGCGCCAGCGCAGGAAGCAGUCCUCCUCUGAGAUCUCACAGGCAGUAGAGAGAGCAAGGAGACGAAGGGAGGAGGAGGAGCGUAGGAUGGAAGAUGAAAGGCGAGCUGCUUGUGCUGAGAAACUUAAACUUUUGGAUAUGAAAUGCCGCCCUGCACCUGAUGAGGUGGAGCCUGCUGUCAGUAUGAAAUGUGGAGGAAAUGAUGGUGAAGAACUAAGAAGCCAGACUCCUCCAGAAAUGGAGGCCCCACUGUCUGCUGUAUCUAUACCACAUCCUGAUGCAUCUCCUCCAGUACCUGAAAUGCCUCAAGUAAAAGUAGAGUGUGUUGCCCCACCAUCUCGGCCUGAGAUUAAACAAGAGUCAGCACCUCCUGUAAGCCGCCCACCUCCUGCAGGUCCUUCCCAGAGUGGAUAUGCCAAAUUCCAAAAGAGCCUGCCACCUCGUUUCCAGAGGCAGCAGCAGGAGCAGCUCAUGAAGCAGUGGCAGCAGAGCAGAGACCCUCUCCCUUCAGCUUCAGUUGGACCUCCAACCCAGCAGCCUCCAGCUCCUCCUUCACAGCCUCCACAGAAAGCGCUUUACAGCGGAGGUUCACUGGGACGGACAACCCCAGCACCACAACCACCUCAUGGUCCCUUACCUUCUCAUGUGAGCUAUGAUCCUCGCUGGGUCAUGGUGCCACAUUUAAUUGACCCUCGCCUUAUGCAAGGAAGACCCUUGGACUACUAUACACCCACUGCAGGGGUACACCCUUCAGGGCUGAUGACACGAGAACGCUCAGACAGUGGUGGCUCUGGAUCGGAUAGGUAUGAGCGUCAUCCUCCACUGAUGAGGGAACGGACAACGCCACCUACAGACCCUAAACUUUUAUGGGGAGGCGAAAUGUUUAAUUCUCCUGAGGCAAGGCCUCUAAUGUCCUCUAUGCGACAAAAUAUAGAAGAUAACAACAGGGAAAUAAGAAGUGGCACACCUCCUUCUCGCACUGUUGCUUCCCAGAAUCUUCAGCAACCCUCUUAUUCUGGUAACUUCAACGCAUAUCCAGAAAAUUCUGCCUCUGCUCAGCAGACACAUGUUGGGCAUCAUUAUUCUACAGAUGAACAACAUACCUGGCACCAUCUACACAACCAUAAAUCUUCACCAACCCCACCUCCUCUGUCCAGUGAACAAAAACAUCCAGAUUCAGCCACUACUCAGACGCCCCCUCCAUCGGCCCCUUCGUCACAGGCCCGCAGACGGAAUGAUGAGCCUGUCAUACUAAGGAGAGAGGCUUCUGCCGCUCCUCCUUUGCCAGAUGCCCCUUCCAAAGAGGAGACAACCAGUAUGCGUCACAAAGAGGACAAAAAGGAAAUUGGCAAGGAUGAGCCAAAACAUGAAAGAACCUUGCAAUCUAGCAGGCCAGAUUAUCAUAGGCCGCCUUCUCGUCGGGAAUCCAAAACAGAGACACGAUGGGGUCCUAGACCUGGUUUAGGGGGAAGUAGGAGGCAAGAAGAAACUGCAGCUACAGGGGGAUCACAGGCUCAUACAACAACACAACGUAGGGCAGGGCCUAUCAAAAGAGGGGUUAGGAGGGUGGAAACAAUUACCCAAGAGAAUAAGACAAGUCCAGCUCCUCCUGCUGUUUCAGAGACACAGAAAAAUAAACAGGUCAAUCCGUCAGAUAGGGAGGCAGAGGAAGCAGCAGGAUCCCCAUUGAGGAGGAGGAAAGAAAUUGCUGGGACCACACUUCCUGCUAGAGAAUCUGUAGCUUUGGUUCCAGCAGGACGUGGCCGUGGAAGAGGAGAGUAUUUUUCCCGAGGGCGAGGAUUCCGUGGAGCAUAUAGCGGACGAAGUAGGGGUGGGAGAGGAAGAAGUCGCGAGUUUCGUGGGGGCUAUAGAAAGGAAAGCCCUUUCUAUCGAGAAGAUGGAAUUGCAGAUGGUAAGUCAUCUGGACGUAGAGAUGGUCGUGAACGCAACACUAGUGAGACAAGAAGUGAGGGCUCCGAGUAUGAGGAAGUGCCCAAAAGAAGGCGGCAGCGUGGAUCUGAGACUGGAAGUGAGACAGAGCCUGCCGUUUCUGAAAAGGAGGUGGCCAAGAGUGGGCAAUCCCAGCAGCAGAAAGACUCUUUUAAUUCAGUUAGUCAGCAUCCACCCGAAAAGGGGAAAGACUCUGGCAGAGGACGUACAUUCACCCCAAGAGGAGUACCCUCCAGAAGAGGAAGGGGUGGGACAUCCAUGGUAACCUUUAGUCCAUAUCAAAAAUAUCAGCCACAGCAGCCUAUGCUUCCUCCGUCCCAGGCAGCACCACAGUCUCAUAAACCAGAAAGGAAAAAUGAUAAAGGGGCUUUUACAACUGUUCCAUGUGUAACUGGAGAGGAGCAUCCACAACAGCCACCAAGAAGGAGGCGUCACCAUGGUAGAUCCCAGCAACAAGAUAAGCCACCACGGUUUCGGAGGUUGAAACAAGAAAGGGAGAAUGCAGCAAGAGCAGGAAAUGGUACAGGAGCACAGGUUCCGCCUCAACAAAUUACAGUAGCACAGGAACAGCCCCAAAGAUCCAUACAAAAUCAAGAGGAACGUACCGUUCCCCGCAGAGGACUUAAGUCCCCAGAACCUUGCAAUGCUAAUUCAGACCAGGCAAAUGAAGAAUGGGAGACUGCAUCAGAAAGCAGUGACUUUACAGAAAAGAAGGAAAGGGGAGAGGUGCCAGUCCAAAAUGGCGGCGAAUCAGCACUUUCCUUAAAUGUUACAUGUGUAAAAGACCAGAAAAGAGAUAUGUCAAAAAGAAGCUUCUCAAGCCAGAGACCAGUCAUGGAAAGGCAAAAUCGUAGACCCAUGCACCAAGCUGGCCAAAGAAAUAACAAAGGAGGUGGUAAUGGCAGGAGUGGAGACAAGAGAAGCUGGCCAUCACCUCGCAACAAAGGGGGUAGGUCAAAUGAAGACCGUGCUCCUGCCUCGUUACCUCUUCCCCAGUCAACACCUACGACUAACGUUGUAUACCGUGUGGAUCACGUGAUACAUAACCCAGUGGGGAUCCAGCAGGCACUCAGUGAACUUGGUCAGAGGCAUAGCAAACGAGCCAGUCAUAACCUGGAUCCAUCUCCUGUGCAUAUUCAACCAUCUGCAGAUUCCUUUGUUGUCAGCCACAGUAAACUUCUUAGUGAAACAUUAGCUACACCAUUACCAAAACGAAAUUCACAACUUCGCAGGGGCAAAGAAGUCACUCAUGAGCAGGAUAUUAUUCCACAUGGAGCAUGCAAGAAUGCCACCACUUGGACAGAGCAAGUUGUUCGAGAUCACCAGCCAGAAGCCCUGGCACCACGUGUCUGGAGUAGAGAGCAGAGCAAUGACAGAGAUAAGCUGCGCUCUUCAUAUGCUGUGGAACCAUGGAUGGAAAAUUUAAAUUCCUAUGAAGAUCCUAUAAACACAGAGAUGAGUCAGUCAGACAGUGGGGUUGACCUUAGUAGUGAUUCACAGCUUUCUUCAAGCAAUAGCAGUCAGCGCAGCUCCCCUGAUGGGGGGUUGAAACCUGAAGAGGCAAAUCGGUCAGGUCAAGGAAGAGCAAUUGAACCACUUCGACAUGGACAUUCGGUAGUGGUCCAUACCCCUGGACCAAUUGGAACUGAAAGAAUGCAGAAAUCGUCUGCAGAUAGUUCUUGUGGCCCAUGCAAUUCCUCUUCCAUUCCUCCAGUUUCUUGCUCUCCCAGCCCUAAAAGCUAUUCCCAAGCAGCUGAAGUUAAUAAGCAUGGCAGAGACGCACAAUUUACCAAAAGUCUGCAACCAGAUGAGACAUGUUUCUCAACUCGAGCUCCCCAACAGCUUACACUUUCAACUGUCACUCCUGAAGAAACAAGACCUCCGCUUCCAGAGGAUCGGAGUCAGCGAUUGUAUUCAAACCAGUUCUAUCAGGCAUCCCUUCCUCAGUUGGAUGUCCAUGUCAGCAAUACAGGCAGUGGCUACAGUGGGUACAGACCUGGGACACCCUCUUUGCAGCCCUAUAGAUCUCAGCCUCUGUACCUACAUGCUGCUCCAUCCCCAGGGUCCUCCACAGCUCUUUUGCCGGGCUCUGCAGUGCUUUCUGGUAUCACUUUGAAAGGGCAGUAUAUGGAGCUAAGUGAACUUGGGAAGGUGCCUGCCAGUGGCCUCCUCUACCAGGCACCUGCCUUUCUUUAUAGUGGCCAUUACUGCCCUGCUCAGGUCACCACUGACCAACAACAGCAACUGCUGCAGGUCAGACAGGAUAUGGCACCUCCAUCUGAUUAUUACUCUCCUCCAAUUCAUCACACAGGACAAAGUGGAUAUCUGCCACCUGCCCCCACUCAGCAGGUUCUUCUUUCUGUGAUGGACUCACAACUUCCAAUAAUGGGGUUUGGCUCACUGUCUUCUGCUCCACAGCAGCCUUCACUGAUCACAAUGGGACAAGCCAUGCAACCCAUUCAUCCUCUUUCUGCAACAGGGCAAACACAUUCGCACAACAUAAGAAAUGAGUAUCAGACACACUCAGCAGAUAUAAAGCAAUCUGAGGAUCACAGGAGGUCAAUGGGUGGAUCUGGGCAUUGUGUUUCAUCUGCAGAAAGAAGGACAAAGCCUUCAAAUUAUGGAGUUUUCAGAAAUCGCUUUGAUGUUUAUCAGCAGGCCUAUCCUUCAGAUGCCUCCAGAUGGACUGCUAGACCAUGGGGCAGAGCCCCCCCUCUGGAUACUGACUCCAAAAGUACCAAAAGCCCCCACAGUGAGGGUAACCCCUAAUUGAUAUGUAAAAAUGGUCUUGAUUGCAUAUAGGCCACAUUCAAAGAUCGCUAGCGCUAUAUGCAUUCGCAAGAAGUCUCCCCAUGUUAGGUUCAAAAUCCCAUUCACCGUUUCUACUCUGUACAUUUUGUUUUGAUUCUUCAUUUUUUUCGGAUAAAUAAAGAGUAUUUUCUCCCGC
Xenopus laevis (African clawed frog) is the source of this 6486-nucleotide messenger RNA. It is a transcript of the gene prrc2a.L, whose product is annotated as proline rich coiled-coil 2A L homeolog. Gene Ontology annotation, biological process: cell differentiation. NCBI's taxonomy places the organism in Eukaryota, Metazoa, Chordata, Amphibia, Anura, Pipidae. The transcript has 32 exons. The coding region runs from base 213 to 6308 and encodes 2031 amino acids. The record is from RefSeq and is a predicted model, not a curated record.